Messenger RNA from Emericellopsis cladophorae, 792 nucleotides. RefSeq lists its product as uncharacterized. NCBI's taxonomy places the organism in Eukaryota, Fungi, Ascomycota, Sordariomycetes, Hypocreales, Bionectriaceae. Gene Ontology annotation, biological process: peptidyl-proline hydroxylation to 4-hydroxy-L-proline. The transcript is spliced from 2 exons. The coding region runs from base 1 to 792 and encodes 263 amino acids. The record is from RefSeq and is a predicted model, not a curated record. Gene Ontology annotation, molecular function: L-ascorbic acid binding; procollagen-proline 4-dioxygenase activity; iron ion binding. Gene Ontology annotation, cellular component: endoplasmic reticulum.
AUGUCCAGCCCACACAUUGACAUCCCGGACCCGUCCUUCCUCACCUCACCACCCCCUUUCCCCCUCAGCAUCACACCCAUCGACUGGGCCUCAACACAAAUACCCGAGUAUACCGACCGCGCCGCAUUCACCAUCGCGAACGUCCUCACCCCGGCAGAAUGCGCCCAGCUCACCGCCCUCGCCGAGUCCAGCGCCGGGGUCGAGCAAGGCCCCUGGCCACCCGCCCUGGUCAGAGGCCCCGGCGGCGAGGUCCACCGACCCGGCUACCGGAACAGCGGGAGGAUCAUCUGGCGCAACCAGACGAUCGCGGACCGCAUCUGGGCGCGGUGCGCCUCGGCAGACGGGCUGCAGGAGCGGCUCGCUGUCGUGCCACAGGACUACGGAAGGGUGAGGCGCGGGGAGUGGCGGUUCCGGAGGGUGAACGACCGGAUGAGCUUCCUGCGCUACACCGCGGGCCAGUAUUUCCAGCCCCACACGGAUGGUCCGUACUGCUACGAGACGGACGAGUCGCGGUUCCAGACGUUCUACACCUUGCAGCUCUACCUCGGCGACUCGGCCGCAGGAGGAGGGGGAUUGGUCGGGGGGGAGACGAGUUUCCUGUCGCUGGACAGGAAGCGGAGGGUGGACGUCGAGCCGAGGGCCGGUAGCGUGUUAAUCUUCCAGCAUGAGAACCUCCUGCACGAGGGCGCGGAGGUGAAGGAGGGGGUUAAGUUUGCGAUGAGGACGGAUGUACUGUAUGAGUGGGUUGCGGAUGAGAAGCCAAAGAAUGCAAAGAGGACAAGGAAGUUCUGA